AGUCUCCAAGACGACUUCAAGACAUAAGGUGCUGCAAUGAUGGGUUGGUUGGCUGCACUGUGUCUCCUGCUGCUGCAGACUGGAGUUAAUGCAUUUGAUAUUUUUGAUGGAGACUCUCUGAAUCAUCAGGAGAUCACUGAGAGCGCCAUCUUCGAAACCACGCUGGCUGUUUGCCGCGCUGUGGCUGCGGGCAAAAGGUUCAUAUUACCUAAACGGCCUUACACUGCUGAUUCGGUUGCUCGUGCGUGUGAUGCAUCAAAAUCCUCCAAGAGUUUCCUCCAAACCAUCCAGUUGAUCCAAGACAACAAUGUAUGGAUAGACAAACGUUUUUUCUACAGCGCCCGCCAUCACUUCGACAAUGAGGAAUUCAAGAAGGGAAAGAAACUCAUCACGGAUGGAUUAUCAGCCGUGAAGGCCAGCAAUAAACGGCAGAACUUUGAAGCAGCAAGGAAAAAACUGGGAAGACUGCUGCAUUCUUUACAGGAUUUCUACAGUCACAGUAACUGGGUGGAAAUGGGAGAAACAACUCCAAACUCCAAGCUGAUCAAAUCAGGAAGCAUCGGAAAAACCGCAGCAAAAAGCAGAGCAACCUGUCGCAGCUGCAACGGAGACGACUGCACGAACAACAUUUUGGAGGAUAUCCUGCGGGAAAACAUACUCACCACAGGAUAUUUUGAUUUUGUUCCUCUUUCCUCCAAACCUGAGGGAAAAUGCAGCCAUGGAGGUAUAUAUGAUUUUACAAGCCGCAUUGAUCCUACGGGUGGGAUCAACAAAGACAAGAAUGACUCUGAACACGGACAUCUGCACGUCAAGGCAGCAAACAUUGCCAUUGCUGCGACCAGUCAGGUGCUGGAGGACAUUCGACGGGCUGCCGGUGACACCACAUUCCUACAGCUGAUGGGAAUCAACAAAGGCAAAGCUCUUUGUUUUGUGAUCGACACCACAGGCAGCAUGAGCGAUGACAUUGCGACAGUGAGGAUCGUCACAACCGCUAUAAUCAACAGCAGAGUGGGGACAGAGGACGAGCCCUCGGUUUACAUUCUUGUACCGUUCAAUGAUCCAGACUUUGGGCCCCUGACGAGGACUACAGACCCAGAUGUCUUCAAGGGAGCUAUCAAUUCACUUACUGCAACUGGUGGAGGAGAUUCUCCAGAAAUGAGUCUUUCAGGACUUCGGCUGGCUUUAACUGGUGCUCCUCCAGGGUCUGAUAUCUUCCUCUUCACUGAUGCAACUGCUAAAGACGAUUACCUGGCACCUGCAGUGAUGGCACUCAUAGAACGAACCAAAUCAGUGGUGUACUUCAUGAUUACUGGCCGCCUGGGGUUGCGUCGUCGAAGAGAGAGUAAUGAUACCAACAAUCAACAACAACAACAACAACAACAACAACAACCCAAACUUUUAACCAGAGCAUCUUCCCAGGUGUACGCAGACCUGGCUCAGGCUUCGGGAGGUGUGGCUAUUCAAACCACAAAAAGUCAGUUGCUAACAGCCACCACCAUCGUAACGGAGUCCUCCAACUCCGCUCAGGUCAUCCUUCUGCAAGCGACCAGGAAUCCUGGAAAAUCCGACAAUUUCACUUUCACAGUGGACGAGUCAGUAAAAAACCUAACCAUCUACAUCACUCAGCUCUCCGCCACCUUUACUCUCAUCAGUCCCUCAGGUGUGUCUCAGAGCAGCGCUAACCUGACAGGACCGUUGAUCAGUUCAUCCCAGUCAGUGGGAAACUUCCAGGCUCUGCAGCUGACAACACAAGUGGGACUGUGGGAAAUAAGAAUGGUGUCAACAGCUGCCUACACUGUGAAGGUCAUAGGUGAGAGUUCCAUCGACUUCCUGUUUGACUUUUUGGAGGUGUCCGAGGGCCCAUUGGGAGGUUUUGAUGUCCUGGAAAAUCGCCCCAGAGCUGGUGCCAACGCUAGCCUGAGGGUGACGAUUACCGGGAGUGUGUCUGCCACAGUGACAGAAGUGACUCUGGUGGAAUCCUCCACGUCAGGAACGGUUAAUGGCAGUGUGGAGGCUCAGGGAGAAGGAAAAUACUUUGUUAGGUUUGACAAUAUUCCAUCGAAUGAGUUUGUGGUGCUUGUGAAAGGCCAGAGUGGCAACGCAUCCUCCAGAGCUGUUUCAUCAUUCCAAAGGCAGUCAUCUUCGAGCCUCCGAGCCUCUGCUGUGACUGUUUCUGCUGAUGAUUCAGAAGAUGUUUUGGAACCAGGAGUACCUUUCUCUGUUCCUUUCUCUGUGUUGAAAAAUGGCUCAGGAGGAAACUUCAUCAUCCAAGCUACCAAUGACCAAGGUUUUACGCUAUCAUUCCCAUCCACUUUAUCCCUGACCACUGGAAGCUGGGCAAAUGGCACAGUAAACAUCACAGCACCUGCUAGCACUCCAUCGGGCACUGAUGUGACCCUGACCAUCGAGGCCAGUGCUCCAGGAGGCACAGACACCAACUAUGCUGUUCUGCGUUUGACUGUCCUCACCCCGGUGACUGAUUUCACUGAGCCAGUGUGUCAGCUGCUCAACCUGCAGUCCAACUGCUCUGCAAACUGCAGCGCAUCGAUGUGGGAGCUCUUAGCGGAAGUGACCGACGGGGUGAACGGGUCGGGCAUCGCCACCAUCAGAGUAGGAGAAGGCAACGGGACCAUGAACACUAGCCUGUCCCCCAGUAAUACAACGCUGGUGUCGUAUACAGAGUCUUGUUGUUCACCUGAUGUGGAGAUAGUAGUUGUGGAUCAGGUGGGCAAUGUAGGCUCCUGUUCCUACACGGUCCGAACAACGACACCAACCAUGAACACCACUACAACCACCACUACAACAACCGCACAGCCGACGACAACAGCAGCGUCUACACAAGCUGUUCAGUCUUUUGUUCUUUGCCUUAGCAUCACAAUUCUAGGGCUCAGCUUAACCAUCUAAAA
Messenger RNA from Paralichthys olivaceus (Japanese flounder), 2906 nucleotides. RefSeq names its product von Willebrand factor A domain-containing protein 7-like. Lineage: Eukaryota; Metazoa; Chordata; Actinopteri; Pleuronectiformes; Paralichthyidae. The record is from RefSeq and is a predicted model, not a curated record.